UCACCCUGAGAAGUGAUCUUCAGCCCAGAAUAAGGACACACCAAUUGUAGCGGACCUUUCGCUGUUAUAGAUGUCCGUCAAAUUCUUCACAAAGCGUUCUUCCCUCCGCCCUCUUCCCCUCCAGUUGGGGGACAUGAGGAUCAACUAGGAGACAUGAGGAUCAAUUAGGAGACAUGAGGAUAUAUAAAUAUAGCGCGUAACAAGUCUUCGCAGUUUGCGUGGGUUGAGCUUUCCAUCCCCAUCCCUCAGAUCAUCUCAUCAAAUAGCAGCCCCAGAGAUGGGGAUGUCUGCUCGCGAAAACCUCUUUGGGGGUUUCCUUUCUGGGCUCGUGCUGCAAACCAUACUCUUCGGCAUAAUCACUGUUCAGGCCUUCCUGUAUUACCAUAGGUUCCCUCAGGACCAUAUCCUUUUGAAAUCUACCGUAGGAUUCUUAUGGCUCGUUCAGGUAUUUGAAAUGUGAGUCAAAAGCUUCAUCAGAAACUCGGUUCAAGGACGGUCACUUCGUCGCUUCUCCAGGAUAACAUUGACAGUUACGGUUCACGGGGCAUUCGUUAGCCACUUCGGUGUUCAAGUAUCAACCACGGUGUGGUAUGAAACCAUAUAUCAGAUUUCUACAGUUAUUAGUUCUACCAUCGUCCAGCUUUAUUUCGUCC
Cantharellus anzutake is the source of this 653-nucleotide messenger RNA. RefSeq lists its product as uncharacterized. The record is from RefSeq and is a predicted model, not a curated record. The transcript is spliced from 6 exons. Lineage: Eukaryota; Fungi; Basidiomycota; Agaricomycetes; Cantharellales; Hydnaceae. Bases 278 to 460 code for a protein of 60 amino acids.